AAAAAAUCCAAAUAAAAAGAGAACCUAACCGCAGCCAGAAAUUGCAGAAGGAUUCAGAAGCAGAGAAAACCAAAGAGUACGGUGAAGAAGCAGAGAGGAUUCUGAAUCCUCAUACGCUCAUAUAUAUUACCGGCUUCUCCUUUUAAUCGUUAAAGCGGUGCCGUUUUAAUUUUGAAGACGGAAGACCAAGCUCAAAACCAAAUGGAAGCACACAGCUCUCAGUAUGGGCAAGUUAUUGAAAUCAGUGGAGAUCUUCCUGAUGUAGGAAGAGGAAGUAAGAUUUGUGGGGAAGCACCAUGUGGUUUCGCAGAUGCUGGAUCCAUCUCUAAGGAUUCUGAAGAACGAUCAACUUCCAUGCGAAAGCUUUUGAUUGCAGUGGCCCUUUGUGUUAUUUUCAUGACCGUUGAAUUAGUUGGUGGCAUCAAAGCUAACAGUCUUGCAAUAUUGACUGAUGCAGCACAUUUGCUUUCAGAUGUUGCAGCCUUUGCCAUCUCCUUAUUUUCUUUAUGGGCUGCAGGAUGGGAAGCUACUCCCCGCCAGUCAUAUGGAUUUUUUAGAAUAGAGAUUCUUGGUGCUUUGGUUUCUAUCCAAUUAAUAUGGUUGCUUGCUGGGAUUCUGGUGUAUGAAGCCAUUGAUAGGAUCGUUGCUGGUCCUCGAGAGGUGGAUGGUUUUUUAAUGUUUCUGGUUGCUGCAUUUGGUCUUGCGGUUAACAUCAUCAUGGCUGUGUUAUUGGGUCAUGAUCACGGCCAUGGACAUGGCCACGGCCAUGGACAUGAUCAUGGCCAUGGAUUUUCAGUGUCUACCCAUCAUGAUCAUCAUCAUGAUGUAAAGCAUACAAAAGAUGAGCACCAUCACACUCAUGAUGAUCACACACACCAUGACGAAAAGCAUCCAAAAGAUGCACACCAUCAUUCCCAUGAAGAUCACGUGCACCAUCAUGCCCCUGAGGUUACUGAACCACUUCUAGGUGAAUCAAAAGAUGGAUCUGAGAAGAAGAGAAAAUGGAACAUAAAUGUGCAGGGGGCUUAUCUCCAUGUACUUGGGGACUCUAUCCAGAGUGUUGGGGUGAUGAUCGGGGGAGGAAUCAUAUGGUGGAAGCCUGAAUUGCAAAUAGUUGAUUUAAUUUGCACUCUAAUCUUUUCAGUAAUUGUUUUGGGAACGACUAUCAAUAUGCUGCGAAACAUAUUGGAAGUCCUGAUGGAGAGCACACCACGUGAGAUAGAUGCUGCCAAGCUUGAAAGGGGGCUAUUGGAGAUGGAAGAAGUGUUGGCUGUUCAUGAGCUGCACAUAUGGGCCAUUACAGUGGGGAAGAUAUUGCUAGCUUGUCAUGUUAAAAUCAGACCUGAAGCAGAUGCAGACAUGGUGCUCAACAAGGUUAUAGAUUACAUUGAAAGGGUUCAUAACAUCAGUCAUGUAACCAUACAGAUUGAGCGCUGAGUUUUUAUUUUUUUAGCUAGUCAUGAUUUUGAUGAGAAGGAUUUAGCUACGACUUUAACGCAUUAUGUGCAUUAUGUUCUGGAACUGAACUUUCUCUAUGACGAUAAAUAAUGCUUGCAUAUACUCUUCUUUCUUGCA
Messenger RNA from Gastrolobium bilobum, 1575 nucleotides. RefSeq names its product metal tolerance protein 1-like. Gene Ontology annotation, cellular component: vacuole; plasma membrane. Bases 202 to 1437 code for a protein of 411 amino acids. Gene Ontology annotation, biological process: zinc ion transmembrane transport. Gene Ontology annotation, molecular function: zinc ion transmembrane transporter activity. NCBI's taxonomy places the organism in Eukaryota, Viridiplantae, Streptophyta, Magnoliopsida, Fabales, Fabaceae. The transcript is spliced from 3 exons. The record is from RefSeq and is a predicted model, not a curated record.